Paramecium octaurelia is the source of this 1430-nucleotide messenger RNA. The record is from the annotation of a GenBank genome assembly. Lineage: Eukaryota; Ciliophora; Oligohymenophorea; Peniculida; Parameciidae.
AUGAUCGAAAUUGAAUCUAUAACCAACGAAAUUAAGUACAACUUAAAAAGCAAAAAUGUAUUUAUUCUAAACAACCUAGGCUGAUGAAAUGAUCAUGGACACAUAUCUCUUGGCUUUUCAACAAGGAAGGAAUCCAAAACAGAAUUUUGGAUAGAACCUAGAUUUAAUUAAUAACUUAAGGCAAUACAUUGAUAUGCAAGUGUACACAAAAGAACAGAUUUCAAAUCUCUAUAAUAGGGUUUUGAAUGGAAAUCAAAAUGUUUAAUUCAUUUCUAUUAUUUUAGCUCCUCCAGUUAUGCAACCAAAUCGAAUAGAACACACUUAAGUAAGUCAAUUCGGCUAUUUAGAAUCGAAUAAUUCGAUGACUCUCAAUUCUAACCAAUGAAAAGGGAAAUCAUUUAAAUCAAUUAAAUAUAAUAGAAUUCAUAAAUAUAGAAUAGUUUUAUAUAUGAAGAUGAAGAAGAUAAGAAUCUCCAAUUUGCUAAAAAAAUGUAGUUAGAGUAUAUAUAUUUUAUGUAUCCUUCAGAUUGGAUUCGGAAUACUAGAAGGAGUUGAGUGCUUCUAUUGAAAAGGAAGAGAUAAUAAGAAAGAAGAGGAAAUAAUAAGAGGAUGAAUUAAAUAAUUAAAUUGAAUGCAAGAUUUGUUUAGAAGUUAUCCCCUUGAUUGAAAUGGCAACUUUGCAAUGUUCUCACAUUUAUCAUCAGAAGUGCUUAAAUUAAUUCUGUGUCACUCAGAUUUAAGCACGUCAGUUUCCUCUCUGCUGUCCUGCAAUUGAGUGUAAGAAGAGUAUGAUCUAUUCUGAUUUAACAGAAGUGUUGGAUGAUCAAAGUCUAAUUGAAUUUUAAUAGUAUACUUUCAAAUAAUACGUUGAAAGUCAUGGCGAUGAAGUAAUCAAUCAUCUCAUUAUUAAGUAUUCAUGGUGUCCAACUCCUGAUUGCAAAUAUGUAUUUGUAGCAGCAGAUGCCUAAUUCAAUUGUCCUUCUUGCACGAAAUCAUACUGUCUUUAAUGUAAGAUUGAAUAUCAUCAUGGAUUUACUUGCCAGGCCUAUAAGGAUAAAAUCUAAAAUGAAUAGAGAGCAAAGAAUGAGAAAGUCUUAGAUGAUCAAUUCUUUUAGUUUGUUAAAGGCGCUAAAUAUAAGCAAUGUCCUUAAUGUAAGUUUUGGGUGGAAAAGAAUUAGGGAUGUGAUCACAUGACUUGUAGGUGUAAAUUUUAAUUUUGUUAUGUCUGUGGAGGCGUUUAUGGUAAUUGCAAUUGUAAAAAAAGAAGAUGAAAAUAUUAGUAAUGAUUUUAUUACAACUUUUUCUAAAUUAAUUUAGUGCUAGUCACUAUCUGGCUAUUAAGUGUAAUUUUUCAUAUCUGUUUUUCAGCAUCCCUUUCAUUUUUGGAUCCUAAUAUUUGUGAAAUAAUAAUAUCCGAGUGGUUCAGGUGU